AUGCCAAGAGGGCGGGGAGAAGGGCCGAGGGGGUGGGGCUGGAGGCGGAGCUCAAGCUGCACGCGGGGAAGAGGGGGGAGGGAAAGGGCGGAGCCGUCCAGCCCACCAACCAGCGGCCGCGCAGAGGCCUCUGGGAAGCAGGAAGUCGGGAGCGCGCGGUCCUUAGCUCCUCCCUCCCAUCCCCAGAUCUGGGCUGCCCCGGAGCUCCGGCUCCCUCAGCUCAGAGAAUGGCUCAUUAGUUGGGGAUUUCGUGGAUCGGGGAAGGCGGGGAGAGGAGCGCCGGUCAGAGGAGAGGCCCAAAGUGGGGAGGACCCGGAGGAGGUGGUGACAUUCAAGGAUGUGGCUGUGGACUUCACCCAGGAGGAGUGGCCCCUCUUGGCCCCUCCCCAGAAGGAGCUGUACAAGGAAGUGAUGCUGGAGAAUGCCUGGAACCUGCUCUCUGUGGGGCUUGCAGUUUCCAGAGAAGAUGUGAUCUCUUAUUUUGAGCAAAGGGAAGCUCCAUGGAUGCUAGAGGAAAAACACCUGAGAAACUGCUGUUCAGAAGGAGAGAUAAGACCAGAAAUGAAGGCAAAUCCAACAGAAAUGAGCCUCUCUGUGGAAGAAACAGGCCCACAAAGAUUUGUGAGUGAUGGUCCCAGUAGCUUAACUUGGAGAGAAUAUGGUGUUGAACCUCAAAAUUCAUCCCUUAUUGAACAUCAAAGAAUGCACACUGAGGAAAAAUUUGGUCAACAUAAUCAGUGUGGAAAGACUUUUAUGCACAGGGACAGUCUUGUACACCCCAGAAUCCAGAAUGGGGAGAAACCUUAUGAAUGCAAUCAGUGUAGAAAGACAUUCGGUCAGAGCUCGAGUCUUGCUGUACAUCAGAGAAUCCACACUGGGGAGAAACCUUAUGAAUGUAAACACUGUGGAAAGACAUUCAAUCAUAGCUCUAGUCUUCCUGCACAUCAGAGAAUCCACACUGGUGAGAAACCUUAUGAAUGCAAUCAGUGUAGAAAGACAUUCAGUCAUAGCUCCAGUCUUUGUGUACAUCAGAGAAUCCACACUAGGGAAAAACCUUAUAAAUGCAAUCACUGUGGAAAGAUGUUCAGGGUGAGCUCCCAUCUUGCUGUACAUCAGAUAAUCCACACUGGGGAGAAACCUUAUGAAUGCAAUCAGUGUGGAAGGACAUUCAAUCAUAGCUCUAGUCUUCCUGCACAUCAGAGAAUCCACACUGGGGAGAAACCUUAUAAAUGCAAUCAGUGUGGAAAGACAUUCAGUCAGAGCUCCCAUCUUGCUGCACAUCAGAGAAUCCAUACUGGAGAGAAACCUUAUGAAUGUAAUCAGUGUGGAAAGACAUUCAGUCAGAGCUCCAGUCUUGCUGUACAUCAGAGAAUCCACACUGGUGAGAAACCUUAUGAAUGCAAUCAGUGUGGAAAGACAUUCAAUCGGAACUCUCGUCUUGCUGUACAUCGGCGAAUCCACACUGGGGAGAAACCUUAUGAAUGCAAUCAGUGUGGAAAGUCCUUCAGGGCAAGCUCCAAUCUUGCUGUACAUCAGAGAAUCCACACUGUGGAGAAACAUUAUGAAUGCAAUCAUUGUGGAAAGACAUUCAGGGAGAGCUCCAGUCUUGCUGUGCAUCAGAGAAUCCACACUGGGGAGAAACCUUAUGUAUGCAAUCAGUGUGGAAAGACAUUCAGUCGGAGCUCCAAUCUUGCUGCACAUCAGAGAAUCCACACCGCAGAGAAACAUUAUGAAUGCAAUAGCUGUGGAGAGACAUUCAUUCGGAGCUUCAAUCUUGUUAUACAUCAGAGAAUCCACACUGGGGAGAAACCUUAUGAAUGCAAUCAGUGUGGAAAGACAUUCAGUCGGAGCUCCAAUCUUACUGCACAUCAGAGAAUCCACACUGGGGAGAAACCUUAUAAAUGCAAUCAGUGUGGAAAGACAUUCAGUCAGAGCUCCACUUUUGCUGCACAUCAGAGAAUCCACACUGGGGAGAAACCUUAUGAAUGCAAUCAGUGUGGAAAGACAUUCAGGAUGAGCUCCACUCUUGCUUGUCAUCAGAGAAUCCACACUGGGGAGAAACCUUAUGAAUGCAAUCAGUGUGGAAAGACAUUCAGGAUGAGCUCCCAUCUUGCUGUACAUCAGAGGAUCCACACUGGGGAGAAACCUUAUGAAUGUAAUCAGUGUGGAAAGACAUUCAGUCGGAGCUCCAAUCUUGCUGCACAUCAGAAGAUCCACACUGGGGAGAAACCUUAUGAAUGCAAUCAGUGUGGAAAGGCAUUUAGUCGGAGCUCCAAUCUUGCUACUCAUCCGAGAAUUCACACUGGUGAGAAACCUUAUGAAUGCAAUUACUGUGGAGAGACAUUCAUUCAGCGUUCCAGUCUUGCUGAUCAUCAGAGAAUUCACACUGGGGAGAAACCUUAUGAAUGCAAUCAGUGUGGAAAGACAUUCAAGAAGAGCUCUAGUUUUGCUGCACAUCAGAGAAUCCAUACAGGGGAGAAACCUUACAAAUGCAAUCAGUGUGGAAAGACAUUCAGUCGGAGCUCCCGUCUUGCUGUACAUCAGAGAAUCCACACUGGGGAGAAACCUUAUGAAUGCAAUCAGUGUGGAAAGACUUUCAGGGAGAGCUCCAAUCUUGCUGUACAUCAGAGAAUCCACACUGGGGAGAAACCUUUUGAAUGUAAUCAGUGUGGAAAGACAUUUAGGGAGAGCUCCAGUCUUGUUUGUCAUCAGAGAAUCCACACUGGGGAGAAACCUUAUGAAUGCAAUCACUGUGGAAAGACAUUCAGUCAGAACUCCAGUCUUGCUGCACAUCAGAGAAUCCACACUGGGGAGAAACCUUAUGAAUGCAAUGAGUGUGGAAAGAUGUUCACUCACAGCUCCAGUCUUGCCAUACAUCAGAGAAUCCACACAGGGGAGAAACCUUAUGAAUGCAAUCACUGUGGAAAGGCAUUCAGUCGGAGCUCCCACCUUGCUUGUCAUCAGAGAAUCCACACUGGGGAGAAACCAUAUAAAUGCAAUCACUGUGGAAAGACAUUCAGUCGGAGCUCCCAUCUUGCUUGUCAUCAGAGAAUCCACACUGGGGAAAAACAUUAUAAAUGCAAUCAGUGUGGAAAGACAUUCAUUCGGAGCUCCAGUCUUGCUUAUCAUCAGAGAAUCCACACUGGGGAGAAGCCUUAUGAAUGCAAUCAGUGUGGAAAGACAUUCAGUCAGAGCUCCAAUCUUACUGCCCAUCAGAGAAUCCACACUGGGGAGAAGCCUUAUGAAUGCAAUCCGUGUGGAAAGACUUUCAGGGAGAGCUCUAGUCUUGCUGUACAUCAGAGAAUCCACACUGGGGAGAAACCUUAUCAAUGCAAUCAGUGUGGAGAGACAUUCAGGGAGAGCUCUAGUCUUGCUGUACAUCAGAGAAUCCACACUGGGGAGAAACCUUAUCAAUGCAAUCAGUGUGGAGAGACAUUCAGGGAGAGCUCUAGUCUUGCUGUACAUCAGAGAAUCCACACUGGGGAGAAACCUUAUGAAUGCAAUCAUUGUGGAAAGACAUUUAGUCAGAAUUCCAGUCUUGCUGCACAUCAGAGAAUCCACACAGGGGAGAAACCUUAUGAAUGCAAUUACUGUGGAAAGACAUUCAGUCACAACUCCAAUCUUGCUGCACAUCAGAGAAUCCAUACUGGGGAGAAACCUUAUGAAUGCAAUCUGUGUGGAAAGACGUUCAGUCACAGCUCCAGUCUUGCUUGUCAUCAGAGAAUCCACACUGGGGAGAAACCUUUUCGAUGCAAUCAGUGUGGAAAGACAUUCAGUCACAGCUCCAAUCUUACUGUACACCAGAGAAUCCACACGGGGGAGAAACCUUAUGAAUGCAAUCUGUGUGGAAAGACAUUCAGUCAGAACUCCAAUCUUGCUGCACAUCAGAGGAUCCACACGGGGAAGAAACCUCAUGAAUGCAAGGAAUGUAGAAAGACAUUCCAAGUAGGAUCUGAACUUGCUCUCCAUCAGAGAAUCCACACAGGGGAGAUCCUUUAUGAAUGUAAUCAGUGUGGAACGACAUUUAACCAGAGCUCUUGUCUUGCUGUACAUUAG
Molecule: messenger RNA, 4056 nt
Organism: Gracilinanus agilis (Agile Gracile Mouse Opossum)
Lineage: Eukaryota; Metazoa; Chordata; Mammalia; Didelphimorphia; Didelphidae
Product: zinc finger protein 420-like
Exons: 7
Coding region: 1-4056 (1351 amino acids)
Biological process (GO): negative regulation of transcription by RNA polymerase II; regulation of immune system process; regulation of cytokine production
Source: RefSeq, a predicted model, not a curated record